AUGAGUUUUUAUUUUUUCUUUAUAUUUUCAGCUUUAUUCUUGCUGGACAAUGGCUAUGAGGUAUAUCUGUGGCAGGGCUGGUGGCCAGAGGGUGACGAAGAGAUUGAAAACGUCCUCACUGGAUCAGCUCCAGCCCGAUUCAUGGUCGAAAGACACUGUGCCAUGCAAACUGCAGUUGAUUACUGCCAAGCCAAGAAUCUUUCUGCUCCAAUCAAGCCAUAUUUGGUAUAUGCCGGUCUUGAGCCAUUGAAAUUCAUCAAUAUCUUCCCCUUUUGGAGCAUUGAUGAAACUGUCAAGGAACUUUCACUCAAGGAUGGAAAAUAUGAUGGAGAUUUGGUCAGUGUAGAAGAAGAGCUAAAUCGACUGAGUUUAGUCAGAUACACCUUCAAAGAACUGCUCGAAAGACCUCUUCCUGAAGAUGUCGACCCUCUGAAGCUGGAGUCUUACCUUUCUGAUGAAGAAUUUAUGGACGUGCUGAAGAUGACGAAGCCUGAUUAUUAUUCGUUGCCUGCAUGGAAGCAGUCUCCCACCCAUAGAUGCCACCUCUUUACUUUAAUUUGUCAACAAAGUUCAACCUGUAGCCUCCUUCAUUGCCAACUUCUUUUUUUUUAUGUUGUAGAAACUUUUUUUUUUCUUUUAAUUAAUAUUUUUAGGCUGGAGUCUUUUAAACGACAGAUAAGCUUACCUGUUUGUCUAUGUAUUUUUUUUUGUGUGAGCCGACAAGAACAACCGCGUAUAUUAUUUACAAAGGAUAAAAGUAAAUGGAAAAACAAGUUUUCAGGGAGAAGGUCCAAGAUUUUUCCAUGCCAAACAAUAUUUCACGUAAUAAGAUAUUUUUUGUUCUUAUGCUCUCAAUAUUUUUAUAACAACUUCUCACUCCUUCCUCCUCUUUCUCUUUCUCAUCUCUUUUCUUCCUCCUUCACAUCUUGUUUCUUCCUCUUUCCCUCCUCGUCUCUCUCUUUCCCUCCUUGUCUCUCUCUUUCCCUCCUUGUCUCUCUCUUUCCCUCCUCGUCUCUCUCUCUUUCCCUCCUCGUCUCUCUCUCUCUCUCCUCCUCGUCUCUCUCCUCCUUUUUAUUAACGAGAUCUCUCUCCUCCUCCUCCUCGUCUCUCUCUCUCUCCUCCUCCUCAUCGUCUCUCUCCUCCUCCUCCUCCUUUGUGUGUGUCUCUCUCUCUGUCCUCCUUCAUCUCUCUUUUUUACUCUUCCUCUUUCCCCACCACCCCUCCUUCUCUUUCCCGCCUCGUCUCUCUCUUUCUCUCCUUUUCCUCAUCUCUCUUCCCUCCUCCUGCUUGUCUCUCUCUUUUCCUCCUCCUAUUUCCCCACCCCUCCUCUCCCUCUUUCCGUACUCCUCAUCCUUAUCACUAUUUCCCUUCCUCCUACUAUGUUUAUAA
Molecule: messenger RNA, 1389 nt
Organism: Acanthosepion pharaonis
Lineage: Eukaryota; Metazoa; Mollusca; Cephalopoda; Sepiida; Sepiidae
Source: the annotation of a GenBank genome assembly